Chanos chanos (milkfish) is the source of this 2771-nucleotide messenger RNA. RefSeq names its product zyg-11 related, cell cycle regulator (gene zer1). The transcript has 15 exons. The record is from RefSeq and is a predicted model, not a curated record. Gene Ontology annotation, cellular component: Cul2-RING ubiquitin ligase complex. NCBI's taxonomy places the organism in Eukaryota, Metazoa, Chordata, Actinopteri, Gonorynchiformes, Chanidae. Gene Ontology annotation, molecular function: protein binding. The coding region runs from base 223 to 2547 and encodes 774 amino acids.
AGAACAUUAGCUAGUAAUCCAAGUCUUUAAAAUAAUUUGAAUUAACACAAACAAGUGCUGAUCCCCAAGGUUAAGGUGGCUCCUUAGAAGAGCCAGUCGUCAGGUUUUAUUGGGCCUCAUUGCUAGCCUCCUCUCCUUGGCCAAUGUCUACAGUUUGAGACCAGUCCUUCCCACCUGCUUUGUCCUGGUUGUUGACCCAAGGAAAAUAGGAGGGGAACCACCAUGACGACUAAAGCGGGGGACAAUCCAGACAGCCUGAUGGCUCUAUGUAUAGAUUUCUGCCUUAGGAACCUGAGGCAGACUAUGUGCUGCAUAGGAGACAGGAACAAACUGUGCUUGCGCCCAGAUGUGUUCCUGCCAAGUGAGAUCUGUGACAAGCUGGUGAAUGCGUACAUGGAGCUGAUGCACACAGACAGCAAUUUUGAGCCACAGGACAGUUUCUUCCAGCUGUUUUCAGACCCCCGCAGCACCAGGCUAACACGAGUCCAGCUGAGGGAAGACUUUGUGCGGGACAGAGACCUCGAGGCGAUUGGGAAACAGGACCUGAUCGAACUCCACCUGACCUACUGCAGCCACCUGACAGCGCGAAGCCUGAAAACCUUGUCUAGUUUCAAGCAGACUUUGGUCUCCCUCAGCCUAUUCGGCUGCAAUAACAUCUUCUUCCGGAAGGGCAAUGCCCCAUUGGCUUACGGUGAGGAUGAUGAGGACGAUGACGAAGAUGAUCAUCCACACAGGCACGCAGUAGACUCUGACUUCACCUUCCAGGGCUUCAACCGGCUGCGGUUGCUUAACCUGGGUGGUCUGCCCAUGGGGGUGGACGCAGAGACGCUGCUGAAGCCCCUGCCAUCUCUCAUGUCUCUGGACCUCUCUGCGGUCCAUCUACCCCGAACUACGUUCCUAUUGCAGUGGAAGGACCGUCUGGCUUCACUGGUGCUGUACAAUGUUGAUCUGUCAGAGGAAGUGAUCAACACUGUGGUGCAGCUGAGUCGUUUGAGGCACCUGGAUAUUUCCCGGGAGAGUCAACGCUCGUCCAAGUUUAAGAUGACCAGGAAAACCCUGACUGCUAUUGUUCAGGGACUGGUCAACCUUGUAUCUCUGGACAUCUCAGGCCAUAUUAUGCUGGACAAUUGCACAGUUCCGCACUUUGAGGAAGCUAUGGGACGCCCAAGCAUCGAGCCCUGCAAAAGCAGUAUCUACCCCUUUCAGGAAUUAAAGAGGCCACUGCAGUUUUUAGGCUUGUACAACACCACGCUCUGUAAUGUAACACACAUCCCAGCAUACAAGGUGACUGGAUCCAAGAACGAGGAACAGGUUCUGAAUGCUAUCGAGGCGUACACAGAGUUCCGGCCCGAGCUGGCCCAUCGAGCCAUCAACCAGCUCUUUGAUAUCGCACGGAUACAGCACUGCAGUCAGUUACUCAGAGCUCUGCAGCUGGUCAUAGCUGCACUGAAGUGCCAUAAGUAUGACAAGAGCAUCCAGGUGACGGGGAGCGCAGCUCUGUUCUACCUGACUAACACAGAGUACCGCAGUGGCCAGAGCAUCCGACUGCGCAGACAGGUCAUCCAGGUGGUGCUGAAUGGCAUGGAGCAGUAUCAGGAAGUCACGGUACAGAGAAACUGCUGUCUGACGUUAUGUAACUUCAGCAUUCCAGAGGAGCUGGAGUUCCAGUACCUCAGAGUCAAUCAGCUGCUGCUGAAGAUUCUGGAGCCUCCGCGACAGGAUGAGUCUAUCCAGCGCAUUGCUGUGCACCUCUGCAAUGCCCUUGUCUGUCAGGUCGACAACGACCAUAAAGAGGCUGUUGGCAAGAUGGGCUUUGUUAAGACUAUGUUGAACCUAAUACAGAAAAAACUACAGGAUAGAACGUGUGACCAGGUUAUGGAGUUCUCUUGGAGUGCCCUGUGGAACAUCACUGAUGAGACUCCAGACAACUGUCAGAUGUUCCUCGAUUGCAACGGCAUGGACUUAUUCCUGGAGUGCUUACAUAAGUUUCCAGAUAAGCAGGAGCUGCACCGGAACAUGCUGGGGCUGCUGGGUAAUGUGGCGGAAGUGAAAGCACUAAGACCACAGCUGCUGACACGGCAGUUUAUCACUGUGUUCAGUAACCUGUUGGAGAGCAAAGCGGACGGGAUCGAGGUUUCUUAUAAUGCCUGUGGAGUUCUGUCCCAUAUUAUGUUCGACGGCCCGGAGGCCUGGGUCGUGGAGGAGCCACAGAGGGAGGUGGUCAUGGACAAGAUGUGGGAUGCCAUCCAGAGCUGGGACGUCAGCUCUCGCAGGAACAUAAACUACAGAUCGUUUGAGCCCAUUCUUCGUCUGCUCCCCCAGAGCAUCGCCCCAGUCAGUCAACACUGGGCCACCUGGGCCCUUUACAACCUGGUGUCUGUUUACUCAACUAAAUACUGCCCUUUACUGAUCAAAGAGGGGGGAAUCGCUCUCUUGGAGAAAGUUCUAGACCUGGAAUCUUCACAACCAGAGACCAAGGACAUGGCACGGAAAGUGAUAGAGCAUUGUGAGAACUUCAAAGAGGACCCUAUGGACACCUCCAGGUAAACAAUGGACUAAACAAUCAGCACUGCGGGAGUCUCAGCAUCCAGUGAGUGGACAGCAGAUUAUCAUAGGAUCAUCUUCAGUAUCUUCUCACGACAAGAGUUUAUUGUGUGCAUCAGUUUACUGUAGAGCCGAGGAGCUACUCUUUUCCUUUCACCCGACGGCCGGCUUUUUUGGGACAAAGUCGAGCUGUCCAACACUAUCAGUGGUCAAGAUCUAUCAGGCAG